CUCCAUUGUGUCGUGCGUAUCGUUCUCCACAUUAUACGAAACCGUCGUGCUUGUUCUUCAGCAGCUACCGAAGAUCCCGCUGGAGGUUGUGUGACCACCACUCCUCUCUACCACCAUUUCUCCCGGACUAUUGAUAUUUCCGUGUGGAUAGCUCCACGCUGAAAGCUGUUGCGCUCGGAGCUUUUCUGGACCCCGCCAUUUCUCUGUGAGGGUGGUAUGGUAUGAUCCACUUGAGAUCGUACCGACGUCAUUCCUACAUUCCGUCAACCGCGUGAUAUACCACCGUAUUCUUGCCUCCCAGGCUGGCAUUCUUCACCUAUCUCACCUAAAUUACGACUGAUUCAUCAUGGCCGAGCUGGAGCCUCAGCAAGCUCGCCGACUUUCGGCUGAUAAUCAAACUAUCUCCAAAUCCGAAAUCCCUCUGAAGGAACGGUUCUUCCGUUACUUCCAACAUGAAAUCACAGCUCUGCAACAGCAGAUGGAUCGGCUUGCCGAUACAUCGCUCGUGGGUGGCGAGCGAGCUGAUGCUACGGACCACUGCCUCGCAGGCAUUGUGCGUCUAUCCAAUGAAGUCAAAGAUGCUGCAAGCUACAUCCCUACAUAUGACCAGAGAGUCUAUGCCGAGGCGAUCAAGGCCUUGCAAGAGAAAUUGAACGAAGCUAGAGCGGCAUUCGAACCCCGAGCCAAGUUCAGUUUCAAGACGAAGAAAAAUCCCUCGGCGAUCUCUCUCUCUGACGCCGCCCUCCUCGCUGCCGAAGGUCGUCGCAGUGUCCCUGGCUAUCGCUCUCCUGGGGCAUCGUCAGUUGGCUCCUCGGCCAACAAUACCCCGAACUAUCCAUCCACCCCGUUGAACGAACCGGAUAAGCAGCAUCAAGAGAGGCCGGAGAUUGCACCGACUUCUUUCCCGGCCACGUCCGAUGGAGAUAUGGAGUCAAAAGCGCCGGCGCAGUCAAAGGCACCCCACUCAUUCGCAGCCCAGGGAGUUUCAAAUGUUUCUGUUGACGACCACUACGGCCUUCAUAUUAUGCUACCUGCUUCCGGCUCUACCUCUACAGUUCCUGCCUCUAUCACCUCUCUCCGGCACUGCGUCGUGGAUAUGUCGAUUCCGACCGCAGAUGGCAAGCCUUAUGCGAGCCUGACGGUGAAGGACAUUGAAGAAAGCUUGUUGAUCUGCGGUCAAGUCAAUGGACCAGCACAUAUCACAGGUAUGGAUCAUAGCGUCAUCGUCGUAUCGUGUCGACAGUUCCGCAUGCACAACUGCAAGGACGUCGAUGUCUACCUCAGCUGCUCGAGCAACCCCAUCAUCGAGGAUUGCUCCAAUAUCCGAUUCACCCGCAUACCAAAGGCUUAUGCCUUGGACCAUGAUCGCCUUGAUCACGAGGAUCGCUGGAGUCAAGUGGAGGACUUCAAAUGGAUCAAACCGGAGCCUAGCCCCAACUGGAGUCUCCUGGAUGCGAGCGAUGCGGUUCCCGAGGAAGUUUGGGCAGAAAUUGUUCCCGGCGGGCCGGGCUGGUCUCUUGAGGAUAUACUGCAUGCCAUCAAGCUGGUGAAAGGAUGAACAGACCCUUGUUCUUGACUUUGAUUUACCCGCCUUGACACGGUACGGCGUUUCGUGUAUGCUUAAGCAAAAUACGGAUGUAGCUCACUAUCUUUCAAUUCAAGUAUUUAAUGAUCUA
Penicillium brasilianum is the source of this 1676-nucleotide messenger RNA. The record is from the annotation of a GenBank genome assembly. Lineage: Eukaryota; Fungi; Ascomycota; Eurotiomycetes; Eurotiales; Aspergillaceae.